Molecule: messenger RNA, 1618 nt
Organism: Diorhabda carinulata
Lineage: Eukaryota; Metazoa; Arthropoda; Insecta; Coleoptera; Chrysomelidae
Exons: 9
Coding region: 98-1303 (401 amino acids)
Biological process (GO): proteolysis; cell death
Cellular component (GO): lysosome
Molecular function (GO): aspartic-type endopeptidase activity
Source: RefSeq, a predicted model, not a curated record
AGAUAAUUUAAGCGUGUGAUUCCCACACAUAAUUGGUAUAAAAGUUAAAGAAAAAUUUGAAGAACAUCAUUUCUUCAUUAAGUACUAAUUGUUAAACAUGAAAUUUUAUGUAGUGUUUUUAAUUUUUGCGGUAUUCCAUUAUACCUGUGGUUAUGAAUACAAAAAACUGAAAAUUAAUAUUAAGCGCCAAAAGAGCCCUAGGAAACAGUAUUUGGAACAUCAAGAUAUUCUUAAUAAAUAUGGAGUAACUCUUGAUUAUCCCAGUUUAAUGGAUAAAAGAACAAAUGAUUCUAUUGCUCUAUAUAGAUAUUUGGAUAACGAAUUUUAUGGCGAAAUUGUAAUUGGACAUCCAGGUAAAAAGAUGUAUGUAGCUUUUGACACAGCAUGGGAUCGAACUUGGGUAAUGUCUCUAAGAUGUAAUAUACAUCAAGUUCCCGGAUGUAGAAGCCAUCAUUUAUAUGACCAUGAUGCAUCCUCUUAUUAUAAGGAGAAUGGCACUAAAUAUUUGGGACAAGAUAAUUUCUUAGGAUUUUAUUCAUAUGAAAAUAUAUCCAUGGCACAUUCAAAUGUAACAGAUUUUUCAUUUAUUGAAAUGACGGAGGUUCCGGAUUAUAUGCAGUUCAGUAAAGUCGAUGGUGUCAUGGGAUUAGGAAUCAAAGUCGAUGAUUAUGAGCCAUUUUUUUAUACAUUAUUAAGACAAAAUAAAAUAAGAGAUCCCAUUUUUUCCAUUUAUUUGAACAGAGAUCGUAAUUCCAAUCGAGGAGGAAACGUUAUAUUAGGAUUCGUAGAAUACCGACAUAUUCAUAAGACAGAGUUGAAGAAUGGAACUGUUGUACCAGAUACUAUCACAUACUUGAAUGUCGAUCCAGGGAGAUUUUGGAAAUUCACAGUAGACAAAAUAAUUUUCACCAAGGAUCCCAAGAAUAUUUUCACAACUUGUGAGAAUGGAUGCAAGGCAAUUGCUGACACAAGCUCCAAUCAAAUUUAUGGCCCAGCCGACGCUAUUAACAAAUUUCAUGAUAUGAUACAUGCUUAUGAAGUUAACGGUCAAUGGAUAGUGGACUGCGAUAAAGUCAACCAAAUGCCGAAGCUAGAUAUAUAUUUGAAUAAUGUUCCUUUUCGACUGGGAGGGAAACAGUACAUAAUGAAAGAAUCAAAUACUACCAUAACAACUUGCAUUUCUGCGUUCUCGCCGACUUCAUCUACAAACGGAUUGUGGGUUUUAGGAGGUGCCUUUUUAGCACAGUUUUACAGCAUUUAUAAUGUUAAAGAUAAAACUAUUGGAUUUGUUAGAGCCGUUUAGAAACAUAUAUUUAAAUAAGUAAUUUUAAAUACUUAUUUUUAAAAUCAUAUCAUAUAUUUUCAUAUCACUUUGAUUUUACGGAUAGAUAAAUAUAAUUCUAUCUCAUUGUACGUGAGGUGUCAAAAAAUGGGUACUCUAAUAAUGGAUGUUUGGAGUAUUGCUUAUUAUAAACAUCUUUUUAAAAUGCUUAUCUAGAUUUCAUUGUAUAAUGUUCUAAUGAUUUAUGGUUCAAAUUAUAGCUUAAAUUUUUUUUACAAUCGUACUUACAUUAAUAAAUUUGUUUGCUUUAUAUACUAAAUAUACUUUAUAAAAGAA